Messenger RNA from Melanotaenia boesemani (Boeseman's rainbowfish), 2649 nucleotides. RefSeq names its product glutathione hydrolase-like YwrD proenzyme. The coding region runs from base 74 to 1771 and encodes 565 amino acids. The record is from RefSeq and is a predicted model, not a curated record. Gene Ontology annotation, biological process: glutathione catabolic process. NCBI's taxonomy places the organism in Eukaryota, Metazoa, Chordata, Actinopteri, Atheriniformes, Melanotaeniidae. The transcript has 12 exons. Gene Ontology annotation, molecular function: glutathione gamma-glutamate hydrolase.
UUUGAAGUUAAAUAAAAUUUUAUCUAAUCAGUUUGCCCCAUUCUUCCCCGUCGCUGCUGGAAGUUACAGCGGAAUGGGCACCGAAUUCACUUUCUCCUCUCGUCGCUCGCCUGUGGUGUGUUUGCACGGCUGUGUGGCGUCCAGUCAACCGCUUGCUUCUACUGUGGGACUGGAUGUUCUAAAGCGUGGUGGCAAUGCUGCAGAUGCUGCAGUUGCCAUAGCAGCAGCUCUGGCUGUAACUGAGCCAUGUAGCACCGGAAUUGGUGGUGAUGCCUUCUGCCUGUUCUACAAUGGAAACACUGGAGAGAUCAGAGGGAUUAAUGGCAGUGGUCGUUCACCUCAAGCUCAGACCCUGGACUUUCUGGAAAGACGGGGUUACACUGCAGAAGCUCCUCCUUCGGCUUUUGAUGCUUUGAAUAUCACAGUACCAGGGGCCCCGGCAUGCUGGUGUGACACUGUUGAGCUGUUUGGAAGCCAGAAGUUGACCUUGCAAGAUGUCUUGAAUGGGGCGGUGGAGCUGGCAGAGGUGGGGUUUCCUGUGGCCGAGGUAACAGCUCAUCACUGGGCAAACUGGGUGGCUGCUCUGCAGGAUUCUGGGAAGGAUCUAGGUGAAGACUUGCUGAUUGGUGGCCAUGCACCCAAGUGUGGACAAGUAUUCAAAAACACUGCACUGGCUCAAACACUGAAGGAUAUUGGAGAAAAUGGCAAACCAGCUUUCUAUCAGGGCAGAGUGGCCCAAGCCAUCGUUGAUGUCAUCAACCAAAAUGGAGGGGUUAUGACUUUAGAUGACCUCAUCAGCCACAACAGUGAGGUCAUCACCCCUAUAAGCACAGAGUACAAGGGUGUGCGUCUGUGGGAACUUCCUCCAAACAGUCAGGGACUGGCUGCGUUGCUCCUGCUCAACAUCCUGGAAAAUUUUCCUCAACUCAAAGCUGUAGGCCAUAACAGCUCUGACUACAUCCAUGUAUUGGUGGAGGCAGUGCGGUUGGCACUAACAGAUACUUUACGUUACCUGGGCGACCCAGACCAUGUGAACAUCCCUCUGGAAACCUUACUGGACAAGAGCUAUAGCCACCAGCGAGCGCAAGACAUCAGCAUGAACAGGGCUAUGGAGCAUGUGGAGCCUGGUCCAGUCACAGGAAGUGACACAGUCUAUUUCUGUGUGAUUGACAGUCAGGGAAACGCAUGUUCAUUUGUCAACAGCACCUACAUGGGCUUCGGGACUGGGCUUGUCCCAAAAGGCUGUGGAUUCUCCCUACAGAAUCGUGGUGCCAGCUUCUCUCUGUGUCGUGACCAUGUUAACUGCAUUGCUGGGGGGAAGCGGCCAUAUCACACCAUAAUACCUGCACUCCUCACUGACUCUGAAACCAGCUUGAAGAAUCCGCAACUCCUCGCCGUGCUCGGGGUGAUGGGGGCUUUUAUGCAACCACAGGGCCACAUUCAGGUGUUGUUGAACAUGAUGGAGUUUGGGAUGAAUCCCCAGCAGGCUCUGGAUGCACCAAGAGUCUUUGUGCAGUAUGACCACAAGGCUGAUCAGUGGUUGAUUAAUUUGGAGGAGGGGAUCAACCAGGAGGUAGCUGAGGAGCUGAGAAGAAGAGGCCACAAAGUCAACUGGCCAGUCACAGGCCACCAGAGGUCUCAGUUUGGGAGGGGACAGAUCAUCACAGUGGGCGACUGGUGGAAUCCAUCUGUCACUCAAGCUGAUUGUCCAUCCAGGGUGCUUUGGGCAGGAUCAGACCCCAGAGCAGAUGGAUGUGCUCAAGGAUACUAGUAACAUAAUAAAUGAUACUUUAGAUAGCUAUUUGAAGACAAAUGUCUCCUCAAUCCACUUGUUUUGCUGUAAAAUCCUUGAUUCUUUUCUUUUGAUUUUGUAAUUCAUCAAAGUGAUUUUAAUGUUGGUUGAUAUCUAGCAAAUAGUCAGACUUAUCAACGUUUUAAUAGCAACUUGUACCGAUAUGAAGUGCCUUAUUUCAUCACUUCAUUAGUUGUUCUUGUUUUAUGUUUACAGUUCACACACUUUUUCUAGAUGUAAUCUGUUAUACACAUCAGAAACAGAACAAGACAUCAGCUUAUUAUUAUUACUGUAUGAACAAAAUAGUUUCUGGAUUAUUGUUUUUGAUUGACUAGCUGCUACUACAGAUUAUUAAAAGCUAAUGCUCUGUCAGCUUUUAAAUUUGGAGCAACAAAUUGGAUAAAUACUUCCAGUAUUUUCAUGCAAUUAUAUAGUUUGCCAGAAAUGGAUUUAUAUAUGAUUUUUGUUUUUUAUAGAAUGACUGACUUAAAUUUUUACUCUUCAGAACAUUAGGAUAAAUGAUUUACAUUUAGAUACGUUAGUAAUAAUAAUAGGAAGCAAAGACAAAGCUUUAUUUAAAUAAAUUUAGCAAAAGUUAUAAACACUUUUAAAUUUGGAGAAAUAUUUGAAAUCUGUAUUACAGAUGAUUGGCAAUAGAAAUAUACUUAAUUUCUUCACAAUGACUUUACAUAAAUGCCAAAUAAAUUUCUCAAAUAUUUGCUUUGUUUGUUUAAGUUGUUUGAAUACCCUGUUCCUAAAUAAUUAUUCGAUUUAUGCAGCUUUAACUCUUUUAUAUAAAUAAUAAUGCAAAAAUUUCUUUUACAAAUUCAGUAUUUACUUGGUCAACAGCUGGCAUA